AUGAGGAACGCCGGUGCAGGAUCAAUUCUCGCUGACCAGCGGCCAAUUACGAAGAAUCUGGUCGCACAACUGAUUCAGAAACCUACCACCGAUGUCGACAUCCUAUCCUUUGCAUGCCUUGUCCUCGUGGUGCUCUCGACGUUGGCGUUCUUGAGCAGAAGCUCUUUAUGGCCUCCCAGCGGACGGAGGCGUACAGGAGAUCAGCCCUCCAAGGUCAGUGAAAAGGGCGGCCUAAACAACGCAAGAUGUAUUGUCCAAAAAAUGGAAGACGCGGGCAAGAACUGCGUGGUCUUCUUCGGCUCUCAAACCGGGAACGCGCAAGAUUUUGCCGAAAAGUUGGCCAAAGAAGGGCAUUCCCGGUUCGGUUUGGAGACUAUGGUGGCGGACUUGGAUGAUUAUGACUACGAGACGCUGGUCAACUUCCCCGAUGACAAGGUCGCCAUUUUUGUGUUGUCCUCGUACGGGGAAGGAGAACCGACUGACAACGCCGUUGGAUUCUAUGAAUUUAUCACCGACGAGAAUCCGGCGUUCUCUGAGGAAAAGGACAGACCGCUUCAGGCGAUGAGAUAUGCGGCCUUCGGGCUCGGAAACAGCACCUAUGAGCAUUUCAAUGCAGUAGUCAGAAAGGUAGAUGCCUCGCUUGAACGGCUGGGCGCAAGGCGUGUGGGCAGUGUUGGCGAAGGCGAUGACGCAAAAGGCACAAUGGAGGACGAUUUUUUAUCAUGGAAGGAUAGCAUGUGGGAGUCUCUCUGCGCCGUCAUGAACCUCCAUGAACAGGAAGCGCGAUUCGAGCCGACCUUUGCCGUCUCCGAACAACAGGCUCCAGCGGAAUCCGUUUUCCUCGGAGAGAGGAGCAAAGACGAGCUCCUGGGGACACGCCAGACUCCGCAUGGUCCUCAUCAUCCGUUUGUCGCGAGGAUCGUGGCGUCGCAGGAGUUGUUUAGCGCCAAAGAUCGAAACUGCUUGCACAUAGAGAUGGACAUUCGUGAUUCGGGCCUGUCGUACCAAACUGGGGACCAUGUGGCUAUCUGGCCUAUGAAUGCAGACAUAGAGGUUGAUCGGUUUUUGCGAGUCUUUGGAAUCUUGGAAAAGCGGCACACGACCAUUCACAUCUCCACUGUAGAUCCCACUGCUCAUAACUCGUUUCCGACUCCGACAACAUAUGACGCAGCCGUGCGCUACUAUAUGGAGAUUUGUGGCCCGAUAUCAAGGCAGUUUUUGACAACAAUGGCCGAAUUCGCUGCGGACCCGAAACAGAAAGCUGCACUUCUAAAGCUCGGAAAGGACAAGGAUUACUUCUCCGAGAUUAUUAGCAGCAAGUACCUCAAUUUAGCGCAACUGAUUGAGACAAUCAGCCCGGAUAACCCGGUGUGUCCGAUUCCCUUCGCGGUGCUCAUCGAGGGCGUUCGAAAUCUGCAACCCCGGUAUUAUUCAAUUUCCUCUUCAUCGUUGAUUCAGAAAGACUCGGUUGCGAUAACUGCCGUCGUCGAGUCCGUUCAGUUCCCUCAACGGUGGUUCAAGGGCGUCACGACCAACUACCUGCUGGGGCUGAAACAGAAGCAGCAUGGAGAGCAACCACAGCCUCAUGAUCUCCGUUAUGCCAUAUCAGGGCCUCGUGAUAAGUACGAUUUGAGCCUCCCGAUUCACAUCCGGCAUUCCAGCUUCAAACUGCCCGCCGACGUCACCCGGCCCAUAGUCAUGAUCGGACCCGGGACCGGUGUUGCCCCCUUCCGAGCAUUUAUUCAAGAAAGGGCCUCACAGGCCCAAUCCGGCGUCAAGAUUGGCAAGAUGGUCCUAUUCUUCGGUUGUCGCAAAGAAUCCGAAGAUUUCAUCUACAAAACGGAAUGGAAGGUAAGUACAGGAUAUACUCAUACGUUCCGAAACUUUUCCCGUCCACUUGUGCGGAGCUGA
This is a messenger RNA of Rasamsonia emersonii CBS 393.64, 1911 nucleotides long. Its product is annotated as NADPH--cytochrome P450 reductase. Gene Ontology annotation, molecular function: flavin adenine dinucleotide binding; FMN binding; NADPH-hemoprotein reductase activity. The record is from RefSeq and is a predicted model, not a curated record. The coding region runs from base 1 to 1911 and encodes 636 amino acids. Lineage: Eukaryota; Fungi; Ascomycota; Eurotiomycetes; Eurotiales; Trichocomaceae. Gene Ontology annotation, cellular component: cytosol. The transcript has 2 exons.